AUGGCCCAACCGAGUCCGGCUGUAACCCGCUUAUGUUAUUCUGUUUUAGAGCCGGAAUCGGCGGACCCAUCAGCUGAUCUGUGUUUUCACUGUCUCGAUGGCACCAACGUGUACGCUCAUUCGUUCGUCGUGAAUGACAUUUGGCCUCAACUCAUGGCCAAAUCGGGCAUGGCCGAGUCGUGCGAGCCGGAGGAGCUGGAGAUUUGGGGCGAAGUGCCACGUACUCAUCAUACUGUGUUUUUGGAGCGGGAUGUGGUGGGUUUUUGGGAUUUUUUGUAUUUUUUAGGGGAGGAGGUAAGUGGGGUGAGAAGUUAGGGCUUGGGAUAGGCAUGAGGAACGGAUUGGAUCGGCCUUGUCUCAAAUUUACUAAAUUGAACGAAAAGUAGUGGGAUAUUUUUCAUCUAUUUUUCAAGUAGAAAGCCCAUUUUUAAACAAAGAUUAACUUACCCUAUAUUUUAUUAUCUACUUUCAGCUCCACUACCUACUAGAACUAGCCUACGGCCGCUUGGACACCAACUUUUUGCAAAACGAAUUCUUCUACAACAAACUGAAGCUGGCUAUAAAACAAUAUCCGAUCGACGAAAGCCUGUACAUAAUAUUCAAGGGCAAAACCUUUAAAAAAUUUCAUUUGGAUCAACUACUCAGCGAUGUGGGUAUCGAUGACAUUCUCUUCAAAUACAUGGCAAUAGCACAACAGGAUCCGGACAAGGCCGAGGAGGUAGGAUAAUAUAAUUGGUUUUGAUGUUCAGGUAUAAAAUACUGGCGGAAAGCGGAUUUUUUUUUGGUAGAGGAAAGAUAAAGGCAAAGUUGAGGUCUGUAUGAUAGAAAAAUUUUUUGAUAAACAAAGGUCGGGCGCAGCUCGGAGAUAAAGAUUGUUCAGGAUGCGGAGCGGUGAAGGUGAAAAAUUAGUUAGUUUUACAAUUUUUUAAUUCGAUUAGAUCUAAAAAAGACUGAAAAACCUAAUUUUCCAAACCUUUUUUAUAAAAAUGACGUUUUUAUUCGAUUUCCGAGGAAAAACGGUAACCUUCAUUGAUUUUCAACUAGUGUAGUAUAUAUUUUAGUGUUUUCGAAGCAAAUAAGUAUCUGUUCCUAGCGAGUUUUAUAUUUAAAACGUUGCUUAAUACCUAAGCAUUGAUUCUUUUUUUCAUAAAUUAUAAAAAAUAAAGUUUUAAUUUGUUUUUUGGGCGAAAAACUUAAUUUUUUUUUAGGUUUUAGGUAGUUCAAUGGAGAUUUAUCAAGUUUCAAAUACAUUUUUAAGGAAAUAUUGGUUCUAGUUUAUGCUUGAAAUGUUCAUUGAUAUCUCGUGUUUGAUAUUGUUUAUAAAAAGUUGUUAAAAAGCACGGUGUACUUAGUCUAUUCUGACAAAAAACUUUAGUUUUACGGUAUUUGUGGUAGUUCAAGGAGGAUUUUGAUAGUUUUUGAAAUAUUUUAAAGUUUAUUUCGAAUGGAUUUGAAGUAUAAAAGCUUGUUCUAUAUCUAGAGUAUUAUUUACUUUAUGAAAAAGUUUUAAAAAUUAUUUUUUAUUUUGAUUUUUCGGCCGAAACUGCUGAUGUUUCGUUGAUUUUGGGUAAUAUAACCUCAUUUUUUAUCUUUCGCUAGGAAUUUGAUAUGAAUUCGAGAUGUUUUUUGAUUUAAAAUGCUUUGUAAUACCUAAAGAUUAGUUGUCAAUUGCAGUUGCUCUUCAUUUUCGCUUAUUUUCAUCUAAACCAUGCAAUAACUUUGUUUCCAGCUAGUCUCGGAAGUUGUUUAUCACCUCUACAAGCUGGUCAAGACUAGUGCCAGUGCAAAUCAACAAUUUUUUCAUUUGGAAACGGAGCAUCUGAAGCGAUUACUCUCGGACAACAAUCUGAACAUUCACAGUGAAGCACAAGUCCUGGAACUGAUAUUACUUUACAUUAACCAUAAUGCCAAAACUGAAGAACAACGACGACGAAUGGCUACACAACUGGUACCCUGCAUCCGAUAUGGGGGCCACACGUUUGGUAUCAGCCUGAAUAAUGUGGGUUUUUUAAAAUUUUUGAAAUUUAAUUUUUUUUUGGAAAAAAAGUUUUUUUUUGAAUUUUUAAAAUUUUUAAAAAAGGUAAAAAAAUGUAAAAUACGGAUUCAAGAAACCUCAAAACUUCUAUUUUUAGGCAAUAACAUCAAACGAAUUGACUAUAAAGAACUACCAAGAAUGGAUAUCGCCGGAUACUGUAACAUCUCGUUUACCAAGAGAUGUAUUGGUCAUAUAUGGUGGAUGGCUGGACCGACCCUCUCGAAUGUGUCAGGUAUUGGCUAGACAUGAACAAAGAUUCACACAAAUGGAAUGGUUCGCCGACAAAUGCCCUCUGGCUUAUCAUGUUCUCAUUGAGCUUAACAAGGUUGGUUAUUUAUUGGUGAAGUGAAAGGUUAGGUUUGGUCGAUGAAUAGGCUGAUAUGGUGUUUUCGGUUGAUUAAUGUCAUAAAAAAUUCAAAUUUUUAAAAUUUUUUUUAAUUUUAAAAAAUUUUAAACUUUUAACUUCCAGACAGUCUACCUGAUCGGCGGCUACAACAACCAAGAGUACCUGAAGAACGUGCGCAAACUGAACGACGGUGACACCCAAUGGCAGUCGUGCCCAUCCAUGUUCGCUCCACGAUGCUACGCCUCGGCCUGCAGCGACGAUCAACGCUUCAUCUACGUCUGUGGCGGCUACAAUGGCAGACGAAGGCUGAGGACGGUGGAAAAGUUUGACACAUGGGACCAGAAAUGGUACAAAUUACCAUCAAUGCAUCAUCACAGAUCAGACGCGGCAGCAGCCUACUUUAAGGGUCAGUUGAUAGUGGCAGGAGGCUUUAAUGGAGAGAAUGUAAUGCCAUUUGUGGAGAUUUACUGCGAAGAGACACGACAAUGGCAGGAGGUGUGGAACAUGAAUACUCCGAGGUAGGGCGGGGGUUUUUUGGGAGGAAAGUGGUUGUGGGGUGGGGAUGGAUUUUUGGAGAAAAAAAAUGAUUUUAGGGUGGGGAGGGGAGUAAAAACAUGAUUUUAGUAUAGGGGAGGGGACUGAAAAAAUUCAAAUUCUUUCACGGCGGGGAGGAGAGUAAAAAAAAUAAAUUUUGGGGUUUUUUGACAGGUGAGGUAACGUAUAGUACAUUUUUUUGAAAUUUUGAAAAAAAAUUUGUUUUUUAAAGAGUGUCAUAAAAUUAUUAUGAAUAUUAGUAAUAUUAGCUAGUUACAGUAUAUAAAAUAUUUAUUUAUCCAGAAAUAUAAAAUACGACCGAUCCGCGGUCUAGUUGGUUAGAGACUUCUUAUUUUUUUGGCCAAAUCGGCCUAACUAUAAACACUUUUUGCAAGAUAAAAAAAACCUUCUUUGUUCUGGACCGGUUCUAUAUUUUUGUAAACAUGUUUUUGUAUUUCUUAACUCGCAACUUCGCGACAAGAGGGUGUAGUAAAAAAUUUUUAAUUUUUACGUCUUAAGGGUACUUUACUUUUAAUUUUUUGAAAUUUUGAAUUUUUUUUUGGUUUUUCAUGUGGGUGUGGUAAAAAAUUUUAAGUUAGGGGUGUUUUUGGGUGAUGGGUAAUUUUUGUAGUUUUGUUAUCUAAAAUUUAAUUUUUCAAAAGAAAUUUUGGAGUUUUCUUGAUUUAUUCUUCAGAUCAGGCUUAUCAUUAGUGCCAUUUGACAACAAACUGUAUGCGAUUGGAGGAUACACAGCUGGUGAGAUUACUGGCACAGUGGAGGUAUUGGCAGAUUGUCAUGGAGCUUGGUCGGAAUUUACUUCUUUGAGACAGAAACGGUAGGAAAAUGAACAUUUUUUGAUUUUAUCUGGGCAGGGUGUUACCUAAAAAUGCAUUUUUUUGACUUUAUAUGGGCAAGUAUUACCUAGAACUGCAUUUCUUUCGAAAGUUAGUGUGAUUUUUUGGGCAGAUAUUACCUAAAAAAGUAUUUUUUUAAGCGGGUAUUACUUAAAAUUUUGAUUUUUUGGGCUUUUGGUAACAACUUUGAUCUUAAAAUCAACAUUUGGGCUUUUAAAAACUAGUCUUUGCAGAUCCAACUUCUCCGCCAUCCAAUACGAUGGCUGUCUGUUUGUAAUGGGCGGCCACGACGGCUCAACCACAACGAAUACGGUGGAAAUACUGUAUUCAGGCCAAACCCAAUUUGUACCAGGCCCCAAUCUAGUAGUCAAAUGCUCCGCAUUCCGCACAGCUGUCUUGCGUGACUGGAAAUCGACCAAAUUUGACGGCGACAAACUCGUCUCGAAGUGUAUGACGUCUUACGUUGAAGUAGAUCUACCAAUACCAGCACCACGUCGCUUACUCUCCGACGAUGCUAUUGAUACUGAUGAGGAGUGA
Bursaphelenchus okinawaensis is the source of this 4306-nucleotide messenger RNA. Lineage: Eukaryota; Metazoa; Nematoda; Chromadorea; Rhabditida; Aphelenchoididae. The record is from the annotation of a GenBank genome assembly.